Molecule: messenger RNA, 1196 nt
Organism: Osmerus eperlanus (European smelt)
Lineage: Eukaryota; Metazoa; Chordata; Actinopteri; Osmeriformes; Osmeridae
Gene: cidea
Product: cell death inducing DFFA like effector a
Exons: 5
Coding region: 132-779 (215 amino acids)
Biological process (GO): apoptotic process; regulation of apoptotic process
Source: RefSeq, a predicted model, not a curated record
CCAUAAAACAGGGAAGGAGAAGUAGGCUAACUCCAAUCGACAGUUCAUUGACGGAGCACCGUUUCAUUUGGGGCGGAUUAUUUUAGUUCUACCGUUCUUUUUAAGGAUAGGCCUACGACCGGAGAAGGAGAAUGGCGCCGCUAUCGAUUCAAUCCAGCGUGGAGUAUGCGAAGAACCUUCUCCCAGAGACCCUAAUAAGAUCUGUGUCCACGGUCCAAACCACCAUCUCCCGCCACAUCCUGCCAGUUCCCCAGCCACGCCCCUACAAGGUGUGCACCCACAACCGGAGGCGGAGACGAGGACUCGUAGCCUCUUCAUUGGACGACCUCUUGGACAAGUUUUUUUCCCUGCAGGUGUCCUGUGCCUUCCUGCUGACGUGCCAGUUCCUGACCCUGGUUCUGGAGGAGGACGGCACCAUGGUAGAGGCUGAGGAUUUCUUCCAGGCUCUGCCCCCCAACACCCACAUCAUGGUGCUAGAGAAGGGGGAGGUGUGGACGCAGAACAAGGUCCUCCCCAGCUUCCGCCAGCCUAGGAGGAGUGGCAUAGCCAAGUUGACCUUUGACCUGUACAAGCUCAACCCUAAGGACUUUGUGGGCUGCCUGACCAUCCGGGCCACACUGUAUGAAAUCUACACUUUGUCCUACGACAUCCGGUGCACCAAGGCCAAGGAUAUCUUCCGGUGUGUGCUGCGCUGUGUGACCUGCAUGGCCAGAGUGUCAGGAAAGCUUCUGCUUCAGGGCUCCACCUAUAUCCUGCAGCUCCUAGGAGAGGACGACUAGUGCUGUCAGCCCUGCUCUAUCCUCCCCAUCCCUCCAUUAUCUUCUCAUCCCUCCAUAAUCUCCUCGUCUUCAUCUGCCUCCUCCACUCUCCCCACUGCCCGACCACUUUCUCAUCCGUUGGUCCUUUCCCCUGUAUUACUGGUACUGUCCACCAGAUGGGGUAGUGCGUUUUCCGCAGCAAAUAAAUAUCUCGCUAUGUAGCGGUUUAAGUAAUUUAUUUUAGAUUUUAUUCCUAGAUAAUUUUAUUCCCGUUUGUCUGUUAUUAUCUUGUUUAUUGAGCAGCAUUUGAGACCACUGAAACUGUCUGGUGCUAAAUGCGCUACUUGAACGUUAUUAUGACGUUGAAUACAAACUAGGUUAUGCCUAUGUUCAUCUUGUUAAAUGUAUAAAUAAAAUGUAGUUUAUUUUGUAAAGUGU